Messenger RNA from Rhodotorula graminis WP1, 1537 nucleotides. RefSeq lists its product as uncharacterized. Bases 1 to 1497 code for a protein of 498 amino acids. Lineage: Eukaryota; Fungi; Basidiomycota; Microbotryomycetes; Sporidiobolales; Sporidiobolaceae. The transcript has 4 exons. The record is from RefSeq and is a predicted model, not a curated record.
AUGGACGACAACCCCUGGGGAGCUCCCUCAGCCCCAUCGUCUCCCCACCUCGACCCGACCUCGCACUCGCUCCAGCUCGAGCAAGAGCCCCGCCUCUCGGUCGACAUCGACGACGACGACGACCUCGCACCCACCUGGGGCCAAGACUCGCCAGGGGACGCCGUCGCCGCGCGACUGCCUCCCGCCGCACCGGUGACGGACGACAAGGGCGAGGGUGCGCUCGCGGGAGAGCCCGAGCAGGGAGAGGGGACCGCCAGGACCAGCUUCGACGAGCCAGCAGACGGCGUACAACAAGCACCAGCACCCGUCAAGCCGACAUCGCCGACCUCGCCUCCUCCUCCUCCUCCUCCCGCUCACGCCGACUCGCCAGAACCCGCCUCGCCGCCACCUAAUCCUCCCAGUCCUCCCGCACCGCCCACAUCCCUUCCUACCCUGUCGUUCGACGACUCGCUCCUCGACGAGGGCCCGCCCAUGGACGACUUUAGCGACGUCGACGACGAGCCCGUCCUUGCGAGCGUCGGCGCCGAUGGCGACGACGACGGCUUCGGCGCACCUGCCGACGACUUUGACGACUUUGGCUCGGUUGGCGAGGCGGGCGACGACGACUUUGGCGACUUUGGCGACGCCGCGCCGCUCGACGAGGCGGCGUUCGACGCUCCCGCACCUGUCGCACCGCCACCAGCGCCCACCGCCGCACCCGCACCCGUGUCGUACUCGGCGUACCCGCCACUGCGCCUCGACCUGAGCGACACGAGCCGCCGGGCGGUCGCGCCGCAGCUGCGCGACUUCUUCGCCGAGGCGUGGCCGGCGAGCCUGCAGGCGGUCAACGACGACCCGGAGCGGCAGGUCGAGGGCCCGGCGCAGGUCCUCGUCACCGAGUCGUCCCGCAACCUGUUCACGACCCUGUCGACGGUCCCGCCGCUCAAGCCUCUCGACUGGCGCCGAUCGCGCAUCCGCCGCGAGCACCUCAUCUCGAUGGGCAUCCCGGUGAACCUCGACGAGUCGACCGAGCCCAAGAUCUCUGCCCUGUCGCUCUCGGCGUCGCUGCACGUCCCGUCCCGCCCUUCGUCGGCGCCUCCCCUCGCCGGUUCCCCCCUCCCCUUCCGCUCCAGCUCCCCCUCCUCGACCCCUUACGGCGCCAUGCGCGCGUCCGCCUCGCGCUCCCGCACGGCGCAGCACUCGCCCGUCCCGACGUUCGACCGCGCGCGCGCGACCGAGCUCCUCGCGCUCGCCGAGGACGACCUGACGCUCCUCGGCCUCGAGCGCCUGCGCGCCGUCAGCGACGAGCUCGAGAAGAUCAGCGUCGACGCGAGUGGCGCCUUGACGCAUGCGCUCAUGACGCGCGAGAAGGAGGGGCAGGACAAGGAGGUCUACAACGGCAUGAUCCAGGACCUCGUCGUCGCGGCGGCCAAGAUCAAGACGUCGUCGCCCAGCUUGGGCAAGGCGCCGCAGCGCCAAGGGAGCGGCAGGUGGAAGCUCACGGGCUCGGUCAAGUAGACGAGGACGGCGUGUGUGUAUUGCAUUGUCGCUCGACGAG